AUGGCUUCCAACAGCGCCAACGCAGCAAUGACACGAGCCAAGCUCUUCGACCUGAAGGGCAGAGUAGCUCUGGUCACCGGUGGCGGUUCUGGUAUCGGUCUCAUGGCGACACAAGCCCUCGUUUCCAACGGAGCGAAGGUAUACAUCACAGGACGUACCAAGGAGAAGCUCGAGAAGGUAGCAAAGCAGUACUCGGAGGGCAAGGAAUCGAUCAUCCCGAUUGAGUGCGACGUCUCGGACAAGAGCCAGAUUGCAAACCUCGUGAAGGAGAUCGAAUCCCGCGAGAAGUGCCUCUGCAUUCUCGUCAAUAACGCCGGCAUUAGUGGCAACACGCUACAGACCGAGGCCGAGUCCGCGUCGGAGAUGAAGAAGAAUCUCUUCGACAACGACAAGUCUACUUUCGAAGACUGGACAGACGUGUACCGCACCAACGUCGCCCAGAUCUACUUCAUGACAACCGCCUUCCUGCCCCUGCUGCAGCAGUCUUCGGAGCGCCACCCGGGUUGGUCUGGAACUGUGAUCAACAUCUCGUCGAUCAGUGGCCUGGUCAAGACCGCUCAGCACCACUUCCAGUACAACGCCAGCAAGGCUGCGGCCAUCCACCUGACCCGCAUGCUGUCCAGCGAGAUUGCCGGCAACAAGCUGAAGGUCCGCGUCAACUCUAUCGCGCCGGGUGUGUUCCCCAGCGAGAUGACGACCGACGGCAGUGGGGAGGACCAGAAGAGCUCCAUCCCGAAGGACCAGUUCGAGGGCAAGGUGCCUGCCGGUCGACCGGGCAAGGACGAGGAUAUGGCGCAGUCGAUUCUGUUUUUCGCCGCUAACCAGUACCUGAACGGUCAGACUGUUGCGGUCGAUGGUGGGUACACCAUCAUGGCCGGAGAGUAA
Messenger RNA from Anthostomella pinea, 885 nucleotides. Lineage: Eukaryota; Fungi; Ascomycota; Sordariomycetes; Xylariales; Xylariaceae. The record is from the annotation of a GenBank genome assembly.